GGGAGCUCGGGGCGUCCCAGCCUCGGAGGAGGGACCCGGAAGCAGAAGCGGAGCCCCGAGUCGAGCCGAGCCGCUGCCCCCGCUGCCCGCCGGCGCCGGGUGGGGGUCCCGGCGGCUGGAUGGGCAGCGGCGGCUCGGGCCGCGGGCGGCGAUGGGCGAGGAGCAGAGCACGGUGAGCGGUGCCGGCGGGCCCCUGGAGGCGCGGAUCCCCGCUGGCGACGCCGCGGGCCCCCCGGAGCCGCCGGGGCACAGCGCCGGGGCGCCCGGGCCGCGCGCCGCCUCCGCCGAGCCGAGCGGCGGCGGCUGCGGAAGCGACUCCGGCUGCGCGGACGCCGGAGCCCCGGAGCCCGCGGGGAGCCGAGGGGCCCCGAGCUGGAGCAAGAGCCGGGCACCCGGGCAGCCCGCGGGACUGGCCCUCCCCGGGCCCCUCAACCCCCAGGCUUUGCAAAAGCAGCUGGCCGAGGAGGAGGAGGAAACGGGGGAGCGAAACGAGAGCGCGGAUGAACAGCAGGAGGCGCCCCCCGGCGAGGAGCUCGAGCCCCCGACCCGUGUCCGCGUCGGGGCCCCAGACGGACUGGUCUUGGACGUGCUGGGCCCGCGGCGCCCGCCCCCGGCCAAGAGACAAGUGUUCUGCUCCGUGUUCUGCGUGGAGAACGACCUGUCCGAGGUCCCCUCGGCGGAGCGGCUCUCGCUGCCCGCGUCGCCACCUCGGGCUCCGCCGGUGACCAACCCUCCCAGCACCCCCUCCUCCUUCCCCAGCCCCCAGCUGUCGCUCCCAGCGGACCCCUUGUCCCCCGACGGCGGCAGUAUCGAGCUGGAGUUCUACCUGGCGCCGGAGCCGUUCUCCGUGCCCAGCCUGCUGGGAGCCCCACCCUACUCCGACCUGGGUGGGGUCGGGGAUCCCUAUGCGCCCCUCAUGGUGCUGAUGUGCCGGGUGUGCCUGGAAGACAAGCCCAUCAAGCCCCUGCCCUGCUGCAAGAAGGCCGUAUGCGAGGAGUGCCUCAGAGUCUACCUGAGCUCCCAGAUCCAGUGUCCUACUUGCCAAUUCGUCUGGUGUUUUAAGUGCCACUCUCCUUGGCAUGAAGGUGUUAACUGCAAGGAGUACAAAAAAGGAGACAAACUGUUGCGUCACUGGGCCAGCGAAAUUGAGCAUGGGCAGCGGAAUGCCCAGAAGUGUCCAAAGUGCAAGAUCCACAUCCAGAGAACUGAAGGGUGUGACCAUAUGACCUGUUCACAGUGUAACACUAAUUUUUGUUAUCGAUGUGGGGAGAGAUACCGCCAGCUCCGUUUCUUUGGAGACCACACCUCAAACCUCAGUAUAUUUGGAUGCAAAUACCGCUACCUCCCAGAGAGACCUCACCUAAGGAGAUUAGUGCGAGGGUCAGUCUGUGCUGGAAAAUUGUUCGUUGCACCUCUAAUUCUGGUCUUGGGAUUAGCGCUAGGGGCCAUAGCAGUUGUCAUCGGUUUAUUUGUAUUUCCUAUCUAUUGCCUUUGUAAAAAACAGAGAAAACGAUCACGGACAGGAAUGCACUGGUAAAUGUAGAUGAUGUCAUCUGACAGCGCUGGUCUGGGUAAGAACCGCACAGGAUGAUACACGCGUCAGAGGGCUGCACCUUGCAACCGCCUAGAGGAACCUUCUGCCUCCUCUUCCCCGUGUUCUCUGCAGGCCACAAUGCCUCUAGCUCCAGUGCAUUCCCAACAUGGUAUCCUGUCCUUUCCAUAUACAGAUUGCUGCUCCUACGAAACGGUCACUUUCAUAGACUAUAAACAUCUAUAUCAUAGACUCUUCGUGAUUCUUGGAAGACAGUACUUUAAUUAGAACCAGUUAUCCUCAAAACUGUCUGAGCAUGUGUCUCCUGAGCAUUGCUUAGACUGUCUUUGUCCCUAACUCUCCCUCCAGGCCUUCUUCUGAGACUUGGGGUGAAUAACUCAAGUGCCACCUGCACCAACAAGCAAGGCCACCUUUCAGAAGAUGGAGGCUCAUCACAUGCACCUAUUUUCAUCUGUGGCCCAAGCAUAUAAUUCCUUCCUCCUUCAGAUGCUCUCAUUGUUACAAAUCUCAAUGCCCAAAAAGGAACUAAUGAAACUAAAGGAGAAGAAUCGUAGUUACUGAAGUGUAUACGUGUAGGGGUGUGAAUGUGUGUGUAUAUACGUAUCUAUAUUAAAACUAGGUCCAAUACCUUGUUCUUGUCGAGUUCCAUGCCUCUACACUAUUUUUCCACAUUUUUUGUAGACGUAUUUAAAGACGAUCGUUCCUUUGUGGGCAUAAUUUGGUAACGUACUGAAUUCAAGUCAGCGUAGACAACAGGCUGUUUUGAUGUUGACCCUUUCUGUUUCUUGCUGUUUCUCUGUGUGUCUCAGAUGCACACACGAAAAUUUGUGCAGAGUCGCCUCAAGGAUUAUCAAACUUUAUAAACUGACAAAACUGAUAGGCUGCUUCUAGGAAAUUCUCGAGACCUAAACAUUCAGUCUUCUUUUCAGAUUUCUUACAUGUUGGCAUACUUGCUUCAGUCUAUAGUUAAUUUAAAUGAGUUUGCUGUAGAGAGAACUGCUGAGGCCUUUGAACAUAUCCCCAUUCUGCUAAUUGUUUAACCAACUUGUGAUGAUAAUAAUUAUGCUUUAGAUUAAGCAUAUGGUAUUAUUUAAAACCCCACCCUCUCACCUCUCCUUUCUCUCUCUCUCUGUUUAUCCCCAAGUUUUUCAUAAUAACAAAUACUGUUUUUGAAGGAUUUUUCUUAUGUUUACUGCUUCAAUGCAUAAUAAUGUGUUGGUAUCUUCUUAUGGAGGGGUGAUUUGAAAUAAAACUUUUUAUGUUCACAGGUUUAUCUAAAACAUAAACUGCUUUUAGAGAAGGAAGCAAAAAAUGAAAAAAAAAAAAAUUCAGGAUGUUUUACCCAACUGAGAGUCUUUAAAAGUAAGAAAAGGACAAGUAACUAAAUUGUGUUUUAUUUUGUUUUCAUUAUGAGUGUUCAUCAUUAAAGACCCCUAAGAAGCCUAAAGUUUCCACUUGUCUCCAAAUCCUUAACAUUAGUUAUUGGCAUUGAUGUAGCAUUUACUUGUCACCUGCCUUUUCUUAAUUGAAAUAGAUUAUGUGAUAAAACAUGCAUUAACAUGGAUAGUUUGUCUUGUUGGGCUUCAGAGUAUAACAUUUAUCAUUUUUAUUUGAUCUAAAAAGUCCGUGAUAGUGAAGUUUAUGUGCACAGAUAACAAGCCAGCACUUCCAUUCUCUGAGUAACACUCAGAAAAACUUCACUGCUGGACUAAUCUGUUUCCAGUUAGAGGAGGCUGUGUCCACUUACGGUCCUAGAAUAGCAUAUUUCAAAACAUAACAUGAUACAAGAAGUCAUGCUGUAGCUUCACGAAUUCAUCCGUGCCUCUACACUGUUUUUCCAUUCAUCCGACUAUCUAUCAAUCCAACAAAUAUUUAUUGAGUGCCUAGGCUACAUCCUUUAGUAAGAAAACUGAGAGAAUGGAAAGUUCUAGCCCUAAAUCCACAUAAUUUUGUCAUAAAAGUGCUGGAUUUUUGUAAAUUAGUCUUUCCCUUCCUGGACUUAGGUGUUAGUUUAAUGAUGUGUGCAUGUGAUGAAUUCUAAAUCUAGUGGAAGUGUCUAUGUAUGAUAUGUGUAUGUAUAUAUAUUUAGAUAUAUACAUGGCUGCAUAUGAAUACAUAUAUACCAACUAGCUAAAUAAUAUACUCUCUGGUCUUGGAUAAUCUAUCUCCUUAGGUUAUUGUAUCUGUGUGUCUGUUGUCUUUGGCCUACUCAGGGAUUUUUUAUUCCUUUCUUUGAAUAACUUAUCUUUUGGAGAUAUUUUUAUAUUAUUUGGAAAUGUUCCAGUUUUCCACUUACAGAGCAGUGUCUGUUAUCAGUGAAGGCUCUUUCAUCAACACUUGUGAUAGUGUGCACAGCAUUGCACAGGAUUUUCAUUUUUAUAUUUCGUAGACUUUUUUAAAUUAAUGUGUGCAUUUUUCACUUUCAGAGUUGCUAUAUAUCAGGCCUUGCCCUGCCAGUGACUUACAGUAGGUAUUUGUGACUUUUUUUGCUAAGUGUCAUUAAGAUCUUAAAAAAGAAGGAGAAAGAUAAAAGAGAUUAUUUAUAUGUUAGUGCCAACAUUGAAGGUAAAACAACCUUACCUUUUGGAGGAAAUUUUAAAAAUGACUUUAGAAAAAGAUGUGCAUAAGAUGAAUAUCUUUUUAUCCAAGGCUUAUCAUUUUAAUAUUUUUCAUUAUAAAUGCAAUAUAUGCUCCUUUAAAAAAAUCAGCUAUAAGGAAUUAUACAAUACAAAUUCCUCUACUUUUCCCCACCCCUUAUUUUCUAGUGGUAACCACUGUUAAUGGUUUGGUAUAGGUCUUUCCAGAUACUAUCUAAAAAUAUACAAAUAAGUAAAUAUGUAUGUGUGUAUGUGUAUCUGUGUAUGUAUUAGUUUUGUACAAAUAGAAUAAUAAUAUGCUUACUGUCCUGUGACUAUUUUUCAUUUUACUAUGUAUUGGUAGACAGAUUUCCAUAAGUGUUUAAAUAGAGUUACCUCAUUCUUUUGUAAAUUAACUACAUAUUCCAUUGAGGGGCAUACAUUAAUUUAUUUAAUCAGUCCCCUAUUAAAUGGACAUCAAGAUUGUUUUCACUUCUCUGUUACAAAACAUUGGUGAAGACCCUUUACAUAUAUUUUUGUCACUGUGUGAACAUUUUCAUAAGUUUUUAAAUUUGGUUUUUAUAUUUGUAAUAAAAUUUUAAUGCAUUUUCAAUGAAUGAAAAUCAUAGAAAUAAUAUAUUUAAGACCCUUUUCUUGGAGAAAAAGUUGUGUAAAAGUGCACCAUUUUUGAAGAAAAGCAUAUUUUGCAGGAUAAUUUGUCCUCAUGCUUGAUUAGCCAAAUAAAUAUCUUGCCAAUACAAAAGAAAAUUCAUCUUAUUCCAAUAAAAAUAAAGUGAAAUGAGAUGUCUAUAAUAUAAUGAGAGAAAGAUACAUUGAUGUUUGGAUUGCCUAGUUUGAAAACUUGAGGAAUUUAAGUGAAAUGGCUAAAGUGAUCAUGUUUGUCACAUUUUAAAAACACUAUCCAUGUUCAUGCAUGUUGUUCCACAGAGGAACUUAAUUAUGCCAUUGUGAAAAGUAGGAAGCAAUAUGUUGGUAAUUAUGAAUGACCACAUUAUCCACAGAAAAAUAACUUUGAGUGUACAUAAAGUUGGUGGUUUUUUGGGGUGCUUAUAAACAGAACAGCAUGACAUUUAUUUGACAAUGAUUCCCAGCAUUUCCUGAAGGACUUCUGUAUGUGGAGUUAAGAAGAAAAGAGGAAUCACACCUUUGGCACAAACAGCAUUCUCUUGCCACCACCCUGAUUUUGUGAUAGGUGCUAUUGUUUCCUAAAGGUAGAGCAGACUGGAAAACAAUCAAAGAUAAUUAAACACUGGUCAGGUUACAACCUGAUAUCUGUAAUUGUGCUGUCCUUUCUGUGAUAUCGGAUUCAUUAGUGCCUGUCAGGAAAUUCCCUGUCUUGUGUCAACCCAUCAUCUCUUGAGUCCCAAGGCCACAGGUGAGUCUUUAUCUUUUGAUCCUGUCACCCAAACAGAUGGCCCAAGGCUCCCCUACAAUACCUUCAAACAGUUUUCCAGUCCCCAAACAACCCAACCUCAUUUUCUCCACUCCGCUGAGACUCUAACCAGCUCCUCUGCAGUAGAAAAGAGGAGGAAAGGAGUGGGUUAAAAACUCACUUAGGAACCUGCAAGGCAGUUUCAUUCCUCCUGGACCUUUGUCAAAUUACAGUACAUCUGCCAACACAUUGAUCUAGUUUCUCCCUUAUUAAACAAUGCAGUUGUUUUUAAUACUACUUUAUAAGCUCUAUUGAAUUCAUGAUUAUAAAAGUUAGUGGCCUAAGUAAUAUUAAUUAGUAUACUUCAUUAAGUACCAAGAUAAAAAUUCAUACCAAAUGCCAUUUUAUAUUUGAAUUUUUUAUGCAAGCUGCACAUAUGCCUUAAUGUCAGUCUUCCUUUUGGAUUGUGUGCUUAACCUUUCAUAUUUGUGGCCGAGAUCUAUCUCAACUCUUGAAAGUAAUCUUUCCUGUGGUCAGCUUUAUUGUUUUGUGUUAAUGCCUAUUAUAAAUAUAGCCUUAAGGUCCAAUAAUGCACUUUAAAAUACUUGUGUCAUUUUAAGUAAUCUGACAGAGUUAAAGAAACUGAUUGCAGUGUUUCGAUGGAGACAGUAGAAUAACAGUAUUAGCAAAUAGAUGUCACCUCUUUAAAUCUGGCAGGCGAGCAGGGAGGAGGGUGGAAUCAGAAGCGGAAAAUUUAAAACAAGUAAAACAUACCUGAAAAAGAUAUAGCCAAGUUUCCGAAACAUAUAGUAAUUCUAAAAAUUGGUAUUAGGAGCUCGAACCUAGCAAGCAAUUAAUACAUGUUACCUAAUAACUUCAUUGGAAUAUUUGUUUAAAAUAUUAAGUUAGUUUCCAGUGCACGUUUUAGCUGCAUUUUUUAUUUUUCAUGAAAUCUAUAAAAGAAAUUCCACCAACUAGUACCAUAGUAAAUCAGAACUACCGUUAAUAGCCAGUGUAAGCAUAUUUUGUUUGUUCAAAUCAUUGUAUUUUAAUUAUGACAUCUUCCUCUGGAAAAUAAGUUGCAAAUGCCAUUUUAAUAUGAAUAUCCAUAAUUAUUGUUUUAAUAGUUAUGAAAUAAUUAUAAAUUUGGUAUGAACGAAAUCAGAGUCCAAAUUUGGGGAGUGCCGUCUAUGGGGUCGCACAGAGUCAGACACGACUGAAGUGACUUAGCAGCAGCAGCAGCAAGAUGGUGAAAUGCUACCUUUCCAAUGCAAACCUUUAAAAGAGAAAGACACUUCUUUGUAAAUCAUAGAGGGGCUUUGCUGGUGGCUCAGAUGGUAAAGAAUCCACCUGCAAUGUGGGAGACCUGGGCUUGAUCCCUGGGCUGGGAAGAUCCCCUGAAGGAGGGCAUGACUACCCACUCCAGUAUUCUUGCUUGGAGAAUCUCCAUGGACAGAGGAGCCUGUAGGCUACAGUCCAUGGGGGUCACAAAGAGUCAGACACGAGAGGGACUAAGCACGGCACAGAGGGUAAAGCUAUACUCAUUUCACAGCCAGCUGGUGUGUGGGGUUUGUACUGUACAUCGCUAUUCUGGGGCUGGAACUUUAGUCACUUAUUCAGAAUCCAAGAAACAGUCUCAGUAGUGUGAGACUUGCAGUCGUCUUUUUGGAUCAUUAGCUGAAGCCUUCAAGUAUCACAUACUUUACAUUUCCUCAUGAAAAAAAAAGUAUUAGUCACUCAGUCAUGUCUGACUCUUUGCAGCCCUAUGGACUAUAUAGCCUCAUACAUGGUGCCAAUUUUAGGAGCAUGUAACUUUCCACGUUAGAAAUUAUGUUCUUUUUUGGCUAAAGAAGUGACUGUUUUGAGACUAUCAAUAUGGCCUUAAAAGGCAAUGAAUUUUUUUAAAAAACAUAGAAGAUUGCUACUACCUUUUUUGGCCACUUCCUGUUAGUUUACAAAAGAAAUUUCAUUAGGUGUAUUUAACUCUGCUUUGCUUAGUUUACACACCUUAUUAGCAUAGAAAAUAUUUUUUUUUGUUUUUUCAGGGUUAUCCCACAUUUUUGUCGCUCUGAUCCAUCAUACUACUUUUUUCCCUGCUUGUAAAGUGAUAUCCACAUACUUGAACAUCAAGUUUCUGUUUUCUUUCCAGAUUUCUUAGUUAUCUUGCUUUUUCCCUCUGCAGUCCCCUUCCUGUCUUGACUGAAUGUGGGAUAACUUCUGUCUGACCAUUAACUUUUUUGACUAAUGAAAUUCAAACUGAAAGGACCCCACAAUUUGGCCCUGGUAGUAGAUCUGUAAGUUGAAACAUGCCAGGACAGCUUGGAACACUGUCCCUCUCCUUGAUAGGAGUUGGAACACCCUGCCUGCCCUUCUGUUGUUCCUCAGUCCUUAAGUCCUGUUGGAUUCUUUGUGACCCCAUGGAUGGCAGCACACCAGGCCCAGCCCUCUGAUAAGAAGUAAAAUGAAGUAAAAUGAAUGAGAAGAUGUCAGUUGAAUCAGAGAGCCUAGAAAUACUCUAAAACGUAGCUUUCAGAAUUGCUUCAGGACUAUUGUAAGGUCAAUAUUGUGUUUGCAUCUUAGUUGGACAGAAAGCAUGUGUGGAUAUUCUUUCAGUGUGACCCCCAAGUCAUUCUUGAUUCAUCCAAAAUGGCCAGAUGUGUGCCUGAGGGUCUUUGUUUCAACAAAAAUCCCACAGCUUGGUCUUAAGGCUGGAUUUAUAAUGUCACAUUUGUAUGUAAGACUUGACCAUGGAUCCUUACUCUGUGAACAUUAUUAGACUUUUUGAUAAUCUACAGUGGAUGGCAUUGAAUGUAACUCAUAUCAGCCCUUUUCUAGAGAAACCAUGCAAAGUUUGCAGAUGUUCAACAUUUUCAUUGAUAUGAAAACCCACACUCAAGGUAUAUUAGUAUAGGUUUAUUACAUAAUAUGGAAGAACCUAAGGGAGAGUCAAACUUGGGUGUUAUAUGCCCCCCAAAUUGCUGAGAUAAUGUUACUUCAAAUUUUUCCUUGUAGCUGGCCCACUACUUUGGUUAUCAGUUCCCUGUAAAGUUAGGUGUUCACCUCAUGCUCCCACUAGAGGAAUAGUGUGAAUAAUUCAGUCAAGUUCUUAAAAAUAAUAUUUUUCACUAUAUAUUAUUUCUUCUAUGUCCAAAUAUACCUUUAUUCUUUCAAGUAAACACUAUCUAAAUAUAUGAUAGAAGUAUCUGAAAUUUUCAGUUUAUACAAAAUUAGCAUGCUUUAUGUUCCUUUAUAAAGAAAAUUCUAGGUAAAGUGUGAUUUUUAUCAGCUGAUUACAAACCCUUUCUUUAAGACGUAUUAUUUUAAAUUCUAUAUGGCAAUAGCUUAAUUUUGUUAUUUGAUCAUAUUCAUCAUAAUUAAAAGUCUUUAGAUGGUCUUGAAAAAAGUAAACCUACCUUGUAUCUUGUAUGAAACUUAGAACACUAAUUGGUAUAUUGGCAAAUAUAUAUAUAUAUAUAUAUAUAUAUAUAUAUAUAUACACCUUAACAAGGACAAUCUGUUACAGAUUUUUAAUAUAAAAAUUAAUUGACAAUCUUGUUUAUUAUGAAAGACAUUAUUAGUUUAAUAAGUAAUACAUUUUGAGAUAUCAUAAAAAUAAUUUUAUGUUGAAAGAACAUGAAAACAGUGGCAUAAACAUGUUGUUAGGUUAACACAUUAUUAAGAAGCCACAACAGUUAGUUGUUUUGUUUUUAUUGCAAACAAAAUUAUUAGAUGUCUUCAUGAAACAAAUUUAUUUAUAUGUAUAUAUACGUUGCAAAAUUGUGGGCCUGUUCUCUUUUUCAAAACGAAUUUAAAAUACUAAAAAGAAAAACAUUUGAGUCUUUAAUCUGUCAUUAUUGUAUAUUUAGAAAUUGCAGUUCUAAAGAAUAAAUUUUAUUUCCUUUGAAUUACCAGAAUAUAUUCCAUUUAAAUUACAUUCUCACAAACAAUAGCAAAUGAAAAGAAUGUCUUAAAUUUUAAGAUGAGUGACUUUGACUAGUAGGUUGUACCAGAUCUUGUCAUAGUCUCAUUACAUUCUUUUCAUUUUCUGUAACAUUAAUAAUGGCAUACUCCUUUUCAUAGUAAUAUAUGAGCCUGGUUGAAAAGAGAUUUUCUUUGCUUUUUCAAUGACAUUGGCAAAUAUUUAUGUAAUUUUACUUUUUAUCCCUUUCUACAUUUCAUUGGUCAUACUAUUAACUUUGGUAUUCAUAAAACUAUAUGGAGGAAGUCAUUUUGAAUAUAUUUUAAGAAAGAGGGAUGUAGAAAGAAAAUAGAAAAUAUUAAUACUCUUUUGUAGAAAUUCCUAAAAGAAAAUUGGAAAGGAAACAGAUUCUGUUGUGAUGAAAAUGUCAAACAAUUGGGAGUGUUUAAGACUUUAAUUUCUUACAUUUUUAGAGUGAUGGGCUUCUUAUCUCCAAGUGGUUAUUUCAUGCUGUUGGUUCCAUGAAUUGUGCUUUUAGCAUAAUAUAUAAUUCCUCCCCCCAGUAUUCUACUGUUUAUACAUUAAUUACUUUUAAGAAGAGAAGAAAUUAGUGAAUUAAGGUCAGGGAAACUGGGUUUAUUACCAUUUUCCAAUAGCACUAAUGUAUAGGCCCUUUAACCUUCCAUAUGGUGCUUUGUGUGAUGAGAGUAUGAAACAUUUAUCUCUGUUAUUAGUGCCUUAUUUUUUUCACUUGACUUUGUUUCUUAUCUGAAGAGCCAUGUAUUUUUGUGAGUGUUUCUUUGUCCUUCUAUUUAAAGUGCUGAUGAGACACUUUAGGAAUAUAUAUAUGUAGGCUGCAUUUGCCACCUUCAUUCACUGUAUUUUCUCCAGAACAGCAGGUUAGCCAAUAUAUUUUUCUUAAAUUCAUUGUCAUUUUUAAGCUAAAGUAUUUUAAAAAAGGAUCUUAAACACCAUAAACUGAAGCCAUUACAACUGAAAUGUAUUUUUAAGCCACCAAAAAGAAUGCUGAUUAUUAAAGUUUAAAACAAGAGUUGGAAUGGCUAUAAGUCUUUAUAGCUACAAUUAGGACAAAAUUACAAAGGAUUAAAAAUAAAAGUAAUUAUAUGGUACUUCAGGAAUUUGACCAGUUUACUACCACUUGUCUUUGAUAAUACUUUGUCUGUAAUUCCACAGAGAUGCCGAAGAAUUGAUGGUGUUUGCUGUUUAAAUGGAGUUACUCAUUCACAGUGGGCUUUAUCAACAGUGAGACAUUUGGACAAUAUAUUAUCCUGCUCUUCUUGGUCUUUGCCUUUUAUGUUAGUUUUAUACAAAAAGCUGGUGGUGUUGUAUUCUUUAUGUACCAUAGUAUAUAAUUCAACUUUUCCUGAUGAAUGUAUAACAAAUAAUUAAAAUAAAUCAUGUGUUUAGAAAAGACAAAGACACAGGUUGUAUAUGCAAAUAUGUGUAAAUAUUUGACAAAGAAAAAAAGAGGAGAAGAAUCUUCCUGCCAACCGAUAUGUCCUGCUGGAUGGGACAUGGAAAUUAACAGAUUUUCUUUUUUUUUAAGCAGUGAAAUUUAAAAAUCUAUUACCUCAAGAAUUUUCAGUAGAUAUGUAUCAGUGUAACGAUCCUUCAUAAAUACAUUCUCACUUGCUGCUGGCGGUAAAAGCAACCCACGUGUCAGAUCACACAAAUUUUAGGGUCAAGCUUUUCAAAAGAUGGACACCUUGUAAGACUUUGGAGUCCAAUUUUGGACUUUUAGUAAUGUCCUUAUGGCUCUGUGUUGUGGUUGGGCUUCUACAUUUAUUUUUUGUUGCUUUUGGUUGAUUGUUCUAGAAUGGAAGGGUAAUCUUAAUCAUGAGAUCAGAUCUCAUGGAGGGGUGUAACAACAUUCACUCUACUUGGAUGCAGACUAUAAAGGGAACCAACUACUUUGUCACUGUAUGAACUGUUGUGUGGAUUCCUGUGGAGUGCUGUUUACUUGCAUGAUGUGUGCAGGACAUCAUGCACCAUCAUCUAGCAAUGCCUAAUAAAAGUUUUUAAAAGAGAA
Molecule: messenger RNA, 11490 nt
Organism: Bubalus bubalis (water buffalo)
Lineage: Eukaryota; Metazoa; Chordata; Mammalia; Artiodactyla; Bovidae
Gene: RNF217
Product: ring finger protein 217
Exons: 5
Coding region: 152-1537 (461 amino acids)
Biological process (GO): positive regulation of proteasomal ubiquitin-dependent protein catabolic process; protein polyubiquitination; ubiquitin-dependent protein catabolic process
Cellular component (GO): cytoplasm; ubiquitin ligase complex
Molecular function (GO): ubiquitin conjugating enzyme binding; zinc ion binding; ubiquitin protein ligase activity
Source: RefSeq, a predicted model, not a curated record